AUGACAGCCAUGUUGACAGGGUGUUUGAGGCUGCUUUUGCUCCUUCCCUUGGUUUGCUGUGUCCCCUCUCCCUCCAGACCCCCUUCCAGACUCUGCAGACGAUGCUGCGACCAGCAAGAUUCCCCAGCGGCCACUGCUCAAUAUCAAAUGCCCGAAGUCCGAACUGUGAUCAACAUGACCAUCCUCAAAGGUGAUAAAGGAGACAAAGGAGACAAAGGUACACCUGGAAAACCAGGUCAGGAGGGCUCUCCUGGCUACCGAGGACCCAUGGGCCCUAAAGGCAGCAAAGGCCAAGCAGGUGCGCCUGGAGACGCCUGUAAGAUCCCUCACUCUUCCUUCUCCGUGGGACGUCGCAAGUCCCUGCACAGCCUGGACUACUACCAGGCACUGGUGUUCGACACAGUGUUCGUCAACCUCUACGAGCACUUUAACAUGUUCAAAGGCAAGUUCUACUGCUACGUGCCGGGGAUCUACUUCUUCAACAUCAACAUCCACACCUGGAACUUUAAGGAGACAUACCUCCACCUGAUGCACAACGACAAGGAGCAGGUGAUCCUGUACGCUCAGCCUAGCGAGAGGUCCAUCAUGCAGAGUCAGAGCGUCAUGCUGGAUCUGGCUCUGAAUGAUGAGGUCUGGGUCCGCCUCUACAAAAGAGAGAGGGAGAACGCCAUUUACAGUGACGACGUGGAUGUUUACAUCACCUUCAACGGGUACCUGGUAGCUCCUAGUAUCCAGUGAAGAGAAGGCAGGAUGGACGGACUGCCUGGAUCACAUUAUUAAGUCUUUGUCCCAGGGAUGCUGUUUUGUGCCAAGAAAGAGGAACUAAUUAGCGCACAAAACAAGUUAGGUGCUUCUUAAAUAUUCCUUUCAACCUAGAGAGGAAAAUGCUGUUUUGUUAAAUCCCAAAAUGUUCAUACCUAAAGACACAAUUUAAAAAAGAGAAAGGUGGCACAGCUGGCACAGCACAGCAGUUAGAAAAAAAAGUUAAAAUAAUUCCUUUGCACUAGAAAUAAUUAUUGUACAAAGAUUUUUUUUCUCUUAUUUCCGUGCCGUUUCCCUCAAUUGCCUCCUUUCAGGUACUUUUUAAUGCCACGUUAUACCAGUAAUGAGGAAUUUUAAUUCUGUGCAAUCAGUUUUAUGCAACAUUUGUGGUGUGAUGACUCUCAGUGAGAGAGAUUCUGUCAGAGGGAAAUGUGUUGUGACAGACAGCUAUCAUUGGACAAUUAUGUCCUUCGUGCCUUUCGCUGAAGCAAUUUAAAAUGUCAGUUCAUCCAAAUUACAAAAACGUCCCACUUCCACUAACAGUAUGUAGCCAUGCAGAAAUGUAAACGCUGAAGCUAAAAGAGGCAUCAUCCUAAUGCAAGGCAGCGAUCACGCAAACAGCCAGCGUAGAAAAAGAUCCCAAUGAGGAGCAGGCAAAAGGCAAAGCUGGUGAAGCAGUUCAGAGGUCAUGCACAGAGAAAUAACUGUGAACAUUGAGAAACAAUAACAAAAGAGGCACAGAGCAUUAGGAAAACUACCAAAAAACAGGGUGGGGCACGCAAUCUCAAAGGAGGGAAAAACUAAUAGAAACAAAACUGAUGGUUUAAACAUGCCAAGAAUUAGAGAAUAAAACAAAAAGCCGUCAUAAUCGUUUGUUUGUCUAAACAAAACAGCCAAAAAUUAAUCCAGCGACUGGGAACAAAGAUGGGGAUGAUUUAGGCGAAGUCAUAUUCAUGACCAGCAGUUAUGAUUUUUCAUGGCAGCAGUAGGAUAAAUGUUUCACUGGGUCUGACGGGACCAUUAAGCACAGCUCUUCUUUGCUACUGAACUGCGCCCUGUUUCGUCAAGUGGAUCGCAGUGGAUCUGAGCAUGCUCCAUACCUGCUCUCAUCCUUUGUAAUUUUGGUGAGCUGACCGUUCAAACCUUUCCCAGCAUAUCACAAUGAAUACGGUGCUUUAUCGAAUGCAGCAAUGCAUUUGACAGUUAUGAUGCGUUCUCUCAGAGAUUUCAGGCUGCAGAGCAGUUUAUGUAAAUAGCUGUAAAUGAGCUCUCUGUAAUAUGUUUUACCACUUAUGCCUUUGGUGCUGGACUGUGUAUGUGUGUGUUUAUAUAACAAUAUUUCCUUCACUAGCCAAGUUUCUCCUUGUUUGUAAUAGUGAGCAAAAAAAAAAGGACUCAUAAUUUUAUAUAAAAUCAAGAGCUGUGUAUUCCAUCAAUAUGUGAAAAUAUCCCUUUUUUGUAUUAACGCGUCUGCAGGAAAUUUUCCUCACCUAACUAAUUCUAAUACAAGUGACACUCCAGAUUAGCGCUUGGCUCACAUCUAAGCCACUCAACCCUGCGAGGGGAGCAUUAUUGGAGAUCAAACCCAAAAAAAACCUGGCAAGAUUUCUAAAGUAAACCAGCAAACAAAAAUGCUUCUCAAACUCUGAGAGACAGCGGAUGAGUCCACAGCGUGCCAGCUCCAUCUGUUUGGCCAUAUAUCUCCCAUUAGCUGUAAUGCCGUCCUCAGGGAGGCUCAGGGAGGAAAGGCAGACUGCAGCACUGUAAACACUUUAAGCCUUCGGUGGCGAUCGGAAAACUCUGAUGGGAAACAAAGCGGGACAUCUUUCCUGGAUCAUCAGCCCAGACUAGUGGAGGCUGUUCCAACAUGCACAGCGGGCAAGCUGUUAGUUAAAACGAGCACUUUAGGGGUAUAAUAGUUUAGGUUUUCCUACUAUGUUUUGCUGUUAUAGAUGGAAUAUUUACAUACUAAUAAAUGAGUCAAAACAAAUAAAAGAAAUUAAACGCGGCAUUAGACUUAAAAUGGCGGAAAUAGGAAAUAUAUAAAUUAGCAAUGAGCCAAAGACAAAACCAGCAAAACUCCUGAUUGUAACUCGCACAGGAAAGUGUGCACACAUACUGUGUAAUCUGACUCACUAUGUUGCCCAUUAAAAACAACAACAGCACUUGGAAUAAAUACUCUCACAGUCGAUUAAAGCGACAAGCCCAAUUAAGUGAACUUUUACAGGAUUCAUGAAAACAACCGGCCAGUUUGGGCUGUUUCGACUAAUCCCAUUAAACUUAAACAAUGAACAACCAACUGAGACAAAUUUUCCUUCCAAUUAUCCCUGAUGAGUGAAAAACACCAGCUAUCACAGUGAGCAGUAAUGAAAUUCUCAUUUCUUGUUUGGCAGCGUUCUUUAGUCCGUCUGGGCUGUGGAUGAAACUUUACUCUCCUCUCUUGGAAGCACAUCUGACCUGAAGAUCACGACACACUAACAAGCUUUUUUGUUUUUCCUUUAGCCAAGGGGUUCUUAUGCUUAAUGUACAUGCUACACAUUCAUCAAUUCACAUUUAACAUGCUAACUGAGGUCUGUAGCUCUUUGGUUUUCUGUAGUUUCUCUGAGCUCUCCACGGUGUGACCUCAGGGUGAAUUUGCUGGUACUGCGUGUCCCGUCACAUGAGAGAUGUUCAAAAUAAACAAAUGAUGCUGAGAA
Molecule: messenger RNA, 3458 nt
Organism: Archocentrus centrarchus (flier cichlid)
Lineage: Eukaryota; Metazoa; Chordata; Actinopteri; Cichliformes; Cichlidae
Gene: c1qtnf6b
Product: C1q and TNF related 6b
Exons: 2
Coding region: 1-738 (245 amino acids)
Molecular function (GO): protein binding
Source: RefSeq, a predicted model, not a curated record